Messenger RNA from Dictyostelium discoideum AX4, 861 nucleotides. RefSeq names its product histone H2A domain-containing protein (gene H2Av2). Gene Ontology annotation, cellular component: nucleosome. Gene Ontology annotation, molecular function: protein heterodimerization activity; structural constituent of chromatin; DNA binding. The record is from RefSeq and is a predicted model, not a curated record. Bases 1 to 861 code for a protein of 286 amino acids. The transcript is spliced from 2 exons. Lineage: Eukaryota; Evosea; Eumycetozoa; Dictyosteliales; Dictyosteliaceae.
AUGAAAAGCAAUGGUCAUCCCUCAAAUAAUUCUAUAAACGAACCAAUAAAGCAACAAGAAACAAAACAAAACAAUAAAUCCAGUCAUAAAACUCCACAUAAGCCACCAUAUUUAGCCCGAGCAAAAUUUCAACCAAAAACAUCCUCUUUUUCAAAUUCUUCAUUUCAAUCAUCAACUCCACCCAAACCACAGAUUGCAUUAAAAUCCCCAUCACCAUCACCAUCUCAACCAAAAACAUCCUCAUCUUCAUAUUCUUCAUUGUCAUCCCCAUCACCAUCUCAACCAAAAACAUCCUCUCCUUCAUUACCAUCAUCAACUCCACCCAAACCACGACAAAUUGCAUUAAAAUCCCCAUCAUCAUCAUCAUCAUCUCAACCAAAAACAUCCUCUUCUUCAUAUUCUUCAUUACCAUCAUCGACUCCACCCAAACCACAGCAUAUUGAAUUAAAAUCCCCAUCAACUGUUAAGAAAUCACCAAUUGUAAAGAAAACUAACUCCCCAAAAGGAUCUAAAUUUAAAAAAACAAUUCGUUCAAGUCGUUCUACUCGUGCAGGGUUAACAAUUUCAGUUUCCAGAGUUGAGAAAUUAUUACGAGGAAGAAGAUACAGUAAAAGAGUUAGUCCAACUUCAUGUGUUUUUUUAGCAGCUGUUUUGGAAUAUAUGGUACUUGAAUUAUUGGAGUUAUCUCUAAAUGAACUUAGUCUUUCCAAAAAAUCAAGAAGGAUUAAGAAUAGACAUAUUAACCUUUCUAUUUUAAAAGACGUUGAGCUCAGUGCUCUAUUAAAUGACGUUAUAAUUUGUAGUGGUGGUGUUUUAUCCUCUAUUCAUCCAAGUUUACUAAAACUAAAAAAAGAUCAAUAA